Messenger RNA from Eriocheir sinensis (Chinese mitten crab), 4733 nucleotides. RefSeq lists its product as uncharacterized. Gene Ontology annotation, molecular function: zinc ion binding; nucleic acid binding. The transcript has 7 exons. Bases 1794 to 4112 code for a protein of 772 amino acids. NCBI's taxonomy places the organism in Eukaryota, Metazoa, Arthropoda, Malacostraca, Decapoda, Varunidae. The record is from RefSeq and is a predicted model, not a curated record.
GUAGUGAAAGUUGAGUGAAAAUGUAGUGCGGCGACGGCCUGAUGAACGAGCCUCCCAUAACCUUAGCCAGUGGGGUACCUCUUCGGCCGACUCGGUAAGGAGUGGCUCUCCCGUCACGCUGGUCGCGGGUUCAAUCCCAGGCAGCCGGGGAAUACCCUCUCCUUGUUGUGAUUAAUUUCUCGUGUUUCGAUACACAUAGAGGACGUGUGGGACCGAGAGAGUAAUAGAAAAAAGAGAAUAGAAAAUCUCGUCAUAAAAAAACUGUAAUAGUGGAAAAUAGCUAAAGCACAUAGAAAAGUAAAUCAGGGAAAGAAAAAGACAGAAAAAAACACAAGGUCAGGAUGAAGUGUUUAAGAAAGUGAUGUAAUACUGAAAAGGAAAGUGUGAAUAAGUGAAUAAGAAGAGGAACGAGAGGAGGACCUAAGAAGCGAUACAAAGCGUUACAAGUCAAAAGAAGAAGAAGAAGGGUGAGCCGAAGUCAAGGUGGCCGAAACUGUUUGUUGUUGGAGGGACCCACGUGAGGGCGGCGGCCACGUGUGCUGAAGUGUUAGGGCGAGGCGGAGACCCAGACCAGACACCUAAAACACUGAAGAGGAAGAGAGAGAACAGCACCGCGAAAAAUGGAACCCCAGCGCCCCGUCACACCCCCCAUCAUCACUCAGCCCUAAUUUCCUCACCGGCGGCCGAAACUUUACUACAACCAGAAUUCAGGAUUGCAUGGUUCUUCAGUGUGUGGAGUUCCGCAUGGAAGGGUGUCCAGACUGUGACCUGAGUCUGCCACAGUUUCGCCAACGCUAUUCUGCCAAUCCAAGACAACUUUUUGAUUUGUGCAUUAGACAUAAACUUGUAUUGAAAGAAAAAGCAUGUGAGCGUUGUGGCAAGCUUGCAUCAUUGUAUUUUAGCAGGUUUCUUUGGCGUUGUCAUAAGCUACAUGCUGUUAAGAAAAAGAAAAAGAAAAUAUGCAACUGGUCCCAAAGUGUGUUCAAGAAUACAUUCUUGGCACAUAAUCAUUCAAAUUUAGUGACCUUUCUCACUUUCAUAAAUGAUUAUCUGCGUGAAAGUUAUUCGCACAUAUUUGUGAGGAGGGACCUACAUCUUUCCUCCCCUACUAUUUGUGAAUGGGCUGGGUUCUGUAGGGAAGUACUAUUGGAGUGGUGCAUUAAGCAAGAGGGAAAGAUUGGUGGAGAAGGCAUCACUGUUGAAAUCAUUGAGAGUAAAGUUGAAAAAAUAAGGUAUGGUGUAGGUCAAAUUGUUGAGGGACAGUCAGUGUAUUGUGGAUUAUGCAGAGAGAUAGGCUCUUGUUUCAUGGUGUGUGUCAAGAACCAAAAUAGUGAGACACUUCAAAAAAUCAUUGAGGAGUGGGUCAAGCCAGGAACAACGAUAGUUUCAGAUUGCUGGAAAAUUUAUGACUGCCUCUCAGAGGAGGGUUAUCAACAACUUGCUGCUAAUCACUCCAUUAGUUUUGCUGCAGCCACUUCGGCCUCCAGAAGCAAUGUAAACCAGACAGGGCAAGAGGCCAAGAGCAGGGUACCACUCCAUGGAAAGAAAAUACACUUGGCAGGAUAUUUAGCUCGUUCUCUAUUUAUGCUGGUGCACAAGAACCCCAACAAGAGAUUCCAUAAAUUCCUUGAAGAAGUUGGAGUCAUUUACAACCCAUAUCAAGCUCUGAAGUGUUAACACACACAACUCCUACAUUGCAAGUUUAUGGCUUGGCUUGACACCUCAUUUGCUUCUCCAAAUCCUUCUCAUCAAUUAUCAAAGCAUCCAGAAAGAGGGCACUAGUGAAAAACAAGAUGGUUCGGUUUGCCCGAGCAGAGGGAUCCAAGGGGUCCAACAAAAGGCAGCUGGAAGAGCCAACACCCUGGGUAGAGAUGGUGGAACAAAUCGAGAGCAACAAGAAGAAAAAGAAAAUUAAGAAGGAGAAGGGGAGUAGGAGAAAAGAUGAUGAUACUUUAGGACAAACUAUGAAGAAUUAUUCAAAAGAGAUUGAUGAUGGUGAUCAGGAUAUCAAGCCACAAAAUACUUUGCAACAUGUAAUGAAACAGGAAUCUGAAGCAAACAAAAAAGAAAAGAAUGAACCAGUCCAGCCAACACAAGACCUGGUUAAAAAUAAAGAAAAGAAGAAGAAAGGCUUAAAGACCAAGGAGCCCGAGUACACCAUCUCUGAGGGUAAGAAGGUCAAGGUGUUUCGGGAUGGGACUCAAAGAACCUGGUUUGACCUUCCCUACGAGGAGAAUGACCUCAUGACCCGUUACGAGGGCAUGUGGGUCAAACAGGAGAUGGUGGGCGAGCUGACCCGUCUCAAGGCCGCCUUAGAGGAAGAAGGGCUUGACAAGAAAGAGAUGAUGAGGAAAAUGAUGAAAGCCAAGCGUAAGGCCCACCGCCAAUUGAGGAUAGAGUUGAUUUAUCAGCAGAAAAAACUUGUCAGUGAAGCAACGGGUGAAGAAGUAAAGGAUGGCACCGUAAGUAAAGAAAAAAAUAAAUGUGAUGGCCUUACUUCCUCAAAGAAAAAGAAGAAACAAAAAACAACUAUGAUGGAAAAGGAUUCACCAUUCUCUCAGAGCAAAAUAGGGGAUAUUGAGAAUGAUGAAAGUGAAAGCAACCAAGAGGAUGUAAUUUUGGAUGAGUUGUUAAACACUGAAGAACAAAUGAUUAAUUGUAGUGAAAGUGAAGGAAAGGGUGACAUGAAGAGAUUAAGUACAAACCAAGCUGAUGUCAGAGUAAAGAAACAGAAAAUUAAGAACACUGUUGAUAAAGUGAAAGAAAACAAGAGUCCAAAAAAUGAGAAACUAGAAAAAACUACAACACCACUUGGGAUUGAUGCAGAAGAAUACAGUAAAGGGGAAGGUAACAUGGAGGUGCCUGUGACUCAACAGGAUGAUAGUAUAACAAAAAAUAAAAAGAAAAUCAAAGAAAAGAAGUUAAAAGCAGAAGAGGCAGCAUCACAGACUGAUGAAGAAGACAGUACCAAGGCAGAUGAGAUGACAGCAGAGAUUGAUGGGAAAGUGAAGAGGAAAAAUAUAGAUUGUGAUUUAGAAAAAAAUGUUGUAUCAUCUAAAAUGGAGAAAAAAGGUAACCGUCAAGGUAGUGAGGAUGAAGAAUGUUAUUCAUUUCCAAAGAAAAAUCAGGUUCAGAGCUAUGAUUUGAGCAAUACCACUGAAUAUCUCAACUCUCAUUGUGACUUUGAGGAGAAUGAGCUAAUGACUAAUUAUGAUGGAUAUUGGGUGCUGCAUGAGGAUGUGGAAAGUCUGGAGGCUGCCAAGAAGUCAGAGCUAGAGGCAUUAUAUUCUGCCAGGACAGAUGGAACUGCCAGUUGUAAAGGGGAGCUGACCCAAGAGGAACAGCUUGCCCUGCAGCGUGCCAUGAAGAAGAGGAAGAGAUUCCAUCACAGAAAGUUGCUUGGGAAGCUCUCGAGGAUGGGGAAAAAAGUUGGUGAUGAAGGAAAGAAGAAAGGGAAUGACAAAGAAGUAAUAAAGAAGAAUGUCAGUGAUAAGGUGGUCAAGUUUGAUGGUUUCUGGGUGAAGAAGGAGGCUGCAGAUCGACUACAUAAGCUUAGAAAGAAACUGUACAAUGAGGGGCUGAGCCAGCAGGAGGUGGAUUCCUUGGUACAAAAGGAGCGGCGGAAGGAGGAGCGAGUCCUCAAGAAUGAGAGGAAAUUGGUGUGCCUCAACUGUCGGCAACCUGGCCACAUGGUGUCGGCCUGCCCCAGCAUUGUGCAGGCUGAGGGGGAGGGCCAGCCCUCCAUCUGCUACACAUGUGGGUCAACUGAGCAUACUUCCUCCACUUGCAAUCUAAAAAAAGGUUCAGAAAAGAGCUUCUCCUUCGCUACCUGUUACAUCUGUAAGGAAUCUGGUCACAUCUCCCGUCAGUGCCCUGACAACCCUCGUGGUCUGUACCCCAAGGGUGGUGCAUGCCGGGGCUGUGGCUCAGUUGAGCACUUAGCCAAGGACUGCCCAGACUUACAGAGAGAGAAAGAGGAGAGCAGCAUAAAAGUGGGAAGACUGAAGGGAGAGGAACUGGAAGCAUUAGAUGCAGAGGAGGAGCCAAUGAGUGACGAGGAUGAGGCUUCAUCACACAUCAAGCAGAACAUCCCCAAGGUGGUGAAAUUUUGAUAAAAAAUAAAAAAAACUUUUUUUCUCAACUUGUCAUGUAACUUCAUGUGUCUGUGUCCAUAUGAGCAAGUUUCUGUAUGCCUGUAUGUGUACAUGCAUGGGUGAGUGUGAGUGUCUUUUCAUCCACAUGUGCAGGGACUUUCAUGCAUACCUUCUUGAAUGUGUGUGUUAUUGUAGGUGUGUGUGUGUGUGUGUGUAUGUGUGGGUGUCACAUGGUUUUAAGUAGAAGAAAAAACAGUUAGUUAUAGAUAUCAUAGUUCCCUUUAAUACAUUCAAUUUGCAUUAAAGGGAACUAUUAUAGCAAUAUUUUUUUUUUCUACUUAAAACCGUGUGUGGAGGAAGACAUGAGAGGGAUGAACAUAAAAAAUUAGAGGGUAUUUGAUCAUCAAGAGUGGGAGAGACUCGUAGCCCAUCCAACCCCAUAAGGAAAAUUAAGGACGUUACAUGAAAAUAAGAAGAGAAGCAGAAUACAUUGUCAUUCAAGUUCAUUAUGUAUGCUAACAUUUUCUGUGCAGUCAUAGUUAUUAAGUAGGCUGCAGCUGAGACAUGAGGCAUCCUGAAUAAUGUAAAAGUGUUUUCCAAGUAAAUGUGAAUGAAAUAUAUAAAACAUUUUUCUUCUCA